Messenger RNA from Paramisgurnus dabryanus, 2138 nucleotides. The record is from RefSeq and is a predicted model, not a curated record. NCBI's taxonomy places the organism in Eukaryota, Metazoa, Chordata, Actinopteri, Cypriniformes, Cobitidae.
ACAGUGUCCGGUUGCUUAAACAUAGACUGACCAACUAGCAAUUAGUUAGGUCUAAUCAGUCCUACUAUUAAAAAAUAGUUUUACUUCGGUGCGAUCGUCUAUCUCUAUAUCGUACCACACAGAAAAACUUGUAUUUGAUCUUCACUGUCUGUAUACUGCGGGCUUUAUGUGACACGCUAAAAGAUGUGCUGUGUUAAAAAAGGAGGGGUUUGUGGUUUUUUAAUAGGACAUUGAUGAUACCAUCAUUACACUUCCUUGAUAUAAGCCAUUUCAAGUAUCAUAAAGAUUACUGACUGAAAAUAUCUGUACAUUCUUCAUUUUUAAACUAGCUGGAAACUCAAAAUGAAGAUCUGCUAUGUUGUGUACAUCUGGAUGUUUCUGACAGAGAUUAGAGUUUCAUUAACAGAUGAGAUUGAGAUGCAUGGAUACAGUGGAAAAUAUGUCAUCAUUUCAUGUCACUUUAUGGAGGCUUCAAACAACGUAAAGUAUUUCUGCAGAGAUCCGUGUAAUGAUGAAGAUAUUCUAGUAUCAUCUGAUCGUUCACCUAACAGGAGAUUCAGACUGGAGGAUUCUGGGACAGGAACGUUCACAGUGACCAUCACUGAUCUACAGGAGUCAGACUCUGGGAUUUACUGGUGUGGAGUGGAAAGAGUCGGUAUAGACACAUAUCACAAGGUCAAUCUAAGAGUAUCUAAAGAAUCUUCAUUUGCCACAACAAGCAGAACCUCAGGAAAAUCAAACCCUGAUGAUAACACAACCUCAUCCUCAGUGACGGGUAACAUCUGCAACAAUGUGUUUUCACACAAUGAACUCAAAAUCUAAAGUUCAAAUCUGUUUUAAAAUUAUUUAUUCUGUGCUGCAGAACAGCACCAAAGUAAUCUUAACGUCACACUGCAUGCUAUUGGUGGUCUGAUCUUAGUGAUUGUACUUUUAUGUCUACUGGUUGCUGUUUAUAAGCACAGGAAGAGAGUUAAGAAAUCUGCAAGUAUGAACUCAUUACUCAUUAAAUAUCAAUACAACGUUACAAAACAAUAACUAAAAUACUCUUAUGAUUAAACAAUUUUGGUUUUAUUCCUAGGUUUUUGCUUAGAUAUUAUAAGCAACAAAUCAUUUAAACACAAUGAACGUCGAGCAGAAGAGGUGAGUUAUGCCACUGUGUUUGAGAAUUACUUAAAUAUUUUCAUCUAAAUGGCAGUGCCAAAUGUAGGCUGUCCCCAUGUGUUAUUUAAAGGCACAAUAUGUCAUUUUGCCACUAGAGGUCACCAUACAAAAACUAUGUGUCUUGAUGAUGCUAUGAGGAGAUGGGACUCACACUAUAAAUUUAUUAAUCGUUACACUAUAACCUAAGACCAUAAUGUAGUUCAAAACAAUUAUCUGGAUUUUAACAUUGUUAAAAACAUUUGGGAUAAUGUUUGGAUAUUUUAAUGCAAGUGUUACAUAUUGUGCCUGUAAUAUCUUAUUUGCAUCGCAUUCAUCACUGUAUAUUUCUCGCUUGAUGAAACGUUGGGUCAUGCAAAGUUGAAUUUUUUCAACUUGCACGGCUUAAUUUGGCACAGCGAGAAUUCGGGUCUUUGCAUUGACUUCGCAUUUGGUGUGUACACCCCAUUGGAUGGGUCCCAAGGUCCCCCUCCACCUCAGUUCACAGUAUGCUUUUACUCAGCAGCCCUUGUAGUGUUGUAUAGACUCAGAGGAGCAGUCAUAUUAAUAAAGUGCUUUUGUUUAUUUAUUUAGGCUGAUAAAGUACAUGAUAAGGAUCUUCAAGACUCACAGAACAAAAAAUCUAAGAAGUUGAAGCUUAAAGUCCCAAAGAGCAAUGAACUUUUAGUCUAUCAGAAUCUAUUGUUCAACACUGGCCAGUCAGAUGUCAUCUAUGAAAUAUGAGCUCAGCUUAAUGCUAUAAGAGAUAGGUAAGAUCAGAGUACUGGUCAAAAAGACCAAAGUGAUAGAUAUACAGUACUGUGCAAAUGUCUUAGGCCACCCGCAUCAUUUAAAGGUCUUUUUAUUAAAGGUGCAGUAUGUACAUUUUGGCGGCAUCUAGUGGUGAGGUUGCGAACUGCAACCAACAGCUCAGUUCACAGCUCACCCCUUGCUUUUGAAACACAUAGAGAAGCUACGGUAGCCGCCACCAAACAAACAUG